This is a messenger RNA of Rhizophagus irregularis DAOM 181602=DAOM 197198, 1463 nucleotides long. RefSeq lists its product as uncharacterized. The record is from RefSeq and is a predicted model, not a curated record. NCBI's taxonomy places the organism in Eukaryota, Fungi, Glomeromycota, Glomeromycetes, Glomerales, Glomeraceae.
CGCGGAAAAAAUGCUAGCGCGGGCCAGCUACCAACCUACCGCAGCAUCUUUUACAAAGCUGGUAACACAGAAGCUGGUCACCGGUGUAUAAAAACCUUUUGAACGCGUUCUUGUCUCUCACCAGAAGAAAAUUUUACUUUAAAAUGGCAUACAUUUCCGAUAGAAAAGAAGAGGAGGGUAAUUUGUACUUCUUACUCUGUGAAACUGAAGAAACAGAAGGCGUUCGUAAAGAAGCAGAGGAAAUGUUGAAAGUAUACCCUGAAAUAGUAGAGUCAUAUGAAAAAUUGAAUAAAUCAAUAAAAACGUUUUCCACAAAUUCAAAGAUAAUGCCAAAUACUUAUCAAUCAUUGAUCGAAAAUUGUCUCGACGAAGAACACUAUACCGCAGCGCUUGAUCUUUUGGAUUCUUUUCAAAAUGAACAAUUUUAUCCUCCAAAACUUCAUAUAAGAAAAAUGAUGGAGAUCAUUGUUAACCCAAAAGUUGAUAAAGACAUUAAUUUUAAAUCUUAUAAAAUUUUACAACAUGUGUUAUAUACAACCGGAUCAAUUGCAUUUGAAAAUAUUUGGAAUUUCGAAAAUCAUUCAGAUCCUGAAGAAGUAUGGCCAGUAGGUUAUGAUAGCUUUUGGGCGUUUAUCAAAGAUAAAUUUAAUUCUUUAACGCAAAAUAUUGAUGACAACGACCAGUCUACCCGAAUUUUACUAUUCCUUGAACAAAUCGUAAACGUAUUUGAGAUUGAUAUGCGAAUUAAACAAAGAAAGUUUUUUUCUUCCAUACUAUUACGACUAGUUACAAGAUCACGUACGAACCUUAGAAUUGUUAUUGAUUCUCUAAUAACAUCGGUAUUUUCCAAAGAAAUACCGAUGGAAGCAAUUCGUCUGUCACAAAGAUUAUUAGAUCAGAUUAUUAUUCUUUCAUAUGCAGGUCAUAUUUGUCGUGAUUCAUUGAAAAAUGAAAUGUAUCUACAAAUAAAUCUACUCGAACCGUCUCGAAUGAUAUCAUUUCUACAAACUUUAUUGUCUAAUACUUUUAAAUAUCAGCUUAUUGAAAAAGCACUUCUUGAUAGCGACCUUAGUAAUAUAAAAAAAGAAAAAAAACUAAUUUUAUCGUCGUUAAGUUUAGUGAAAAUAACAAAAAUAUUUUUAUACAGUAUACCGUACACCAGAAAUUUAACGGAACCAGUUGCAAUAUGGCGUCAUAUAUUUUUUUUAAGUUCAAUAUUACAAAGUUAUGUAAAUGCAAAGACAUUAAGACAAGAAAAACAGGGAAAGGUGGUUAUCGUUCAUGGAUUAGAUGAUGAAGAGAUGGAUGUGGUUGCUGAUGACUUAAUUAGUAAAAGACUUAAAGAAUUGAAAAAAUGGUUGAAACAAAAAGAUAUGGGAGAUCUUAAAGACCGGUCAGAAUUACUCUUAGAAAUGAUGGAUGCUGAUGCAAAACAAAUUAAAAUUUUCGUAGAUGAAGAGUAA